Messenger RNA from Artibeus jamaicensis (Jamaican fruit-eating bat), 6050 nucleotides. It is a transcript of the gene TICRR, whose product is annotated as TOPBP1 interacting checkpoint and replication regulator. Gene Ontology annotation, biological process: response to ionizing radiation; regulation of DNA-templated DNA replication initiation; mitotic G2 DNA damage checkpoint signaling. Lineage: Eukaryota; Metazoa; Chordata; Mammalia; Chiroptera; Phyllostomidae. The transcript is spliced from 22 exons. Gene Ontology annotation, cellular component: nucleus. Gene Ontology annotation, molecular function: chromatin binding. The record is from RefSeq and is a predicted model, not a curated record. The coding region runs from base 302 to 5953 and encodes 1883 amino acids.
UCAAUGUUAAAAGUUUCCCGGAACACGGAGCCCCGCCUACAGACACGCCCUCCACCAAUCAAGCUGAGGUUUUGCCCCACGCCCUUCCAAUCAGAGCCGAGGAAGACGGUCGCUCACGUAAAUUACGUAAAGGGAGGGACCAAUAAGAGCCGAACUUGUAAACUGGCUCCGCCAAUGGUAUUGUUUCCUGGAGAGCGCGCGAGCUUUUAGACCAGGAUCCCGAGGAGAAGUGAAUGGCGCUGGAUCCCUGAAGCAAGAUUCCAGGGGACAGCCCCGGCCGUCCGGCGGCUGCGCGGCCGACAUGGCCUGUUGUCAGCACGUAAUGCUGCUGCUGGAUACCGCGGGCGGCACCGCCGACCAGAACCUGGCGCGGCGGGCCGCCCUGCGCCUCCUCAUCUACCUCAGCUGCCGAUUCGGGCUGGCCAGGGUCCGCUGGGCCUUCCGGUUCUUUGACUCUCUGGGGGCGCGGAGCCGGCCCUCCCGCGUGUCUGACUUCCGCGAGCUGGGGGCCCGCUCCUGGGAGGACUUUGAGGAGGAGCUGGAGGCCCGGCUCGGGGAUGGCGCCCCCGGCGCCCACCUGCCCGGCCCGGCGCCCAGGGCCGCCCACACGCACGGCGCCCUGAUGGAGACGCUGCUGGACUACCAGUGGGACCGGCCCGAGAUCACGUCGCCCGCCAAGCCGGUGCUGCGCAGCAGCGGCAGGCGGCUGCUGGACGUGGAGAGCGAGGCCAGGGAGGCCGGGACCGCGCUCGGGGGCUUUGGGAACGCGGUCUUCCUGCUGGCCCCCUGUCCGCACUCUCAGAGGGAGCUGCUGCAGUUCGUGUCCGGCUGCGAGGCUCAGGCGCAGGGCCCACUGCCUGCCGCCAGGCAGCUGAUGGAGAAGCUGCUGCCCAAGAGGGUCCAGGAAGGCAUGAUCGCCCGAAAAAUCACCUUGUACUGGGUGGACACCACCGAGAGGUCGCAGUUGCGGGAGUCCCCGGACCACCUCGGGUACUGGGCGGUAUGCGAACUGCUCCACCAGGUGGGGGGCGCCAUCUUGCCUUCGUACCUGUGGAGCCAGGACGGUGUGAAAGCUGGGGAGUCUCCGCCUGGUGGUGAAACGCAGCUGCCGAGGGAACCCGGCCUCUCCUCGUGGAUUUCCACCCUGCCGACCGAUUCCACUUUAAACUGUUUGCUCUACAACUCUCCUGAGUACGGAGCCUCAUUUCCACGGACAGAAGGAACGUUGUUUCUCCCUGUUGAGGGCAAAGAGAUUCAAGAGGCAUGGGCGGUCGUCCUGGAGCCCUUGGCCAUGCACCAGAGACGUUUUCAGAAACCAGUCCAGAUUUUCCUAAAAGGCACGGCCGCCCGGUGGUCCCCGCCGAUGAGCAGCACCGUGGGCAGUGACAGCUGGAUGCUCCGGAGUCCGGAGCAGCACCCAUCAACCCAAAGGGCGCUAUUUCAGCAGCUGGUGGACAGGCUGACUGCCGAAGAGUUACAUCUGGUUGCCACCGUGGACCCCGGGGACGGCGGGCCGCCCGUCACUGGAGUCAUGUCCCCGCUGUCUGCCAGCGCUACAGUUCUCACCGUGUUCCGCACCGAGGAGGCUGGAUUUCAAAGACACGUUCUCCAGGCAGUGGUGGCAGAGAGCCCCCAGGAUGCAGCGCCCCUCUUCCCCAGUGUGGUGGACGUUGUGGUGAACCGGGCUUGCAACCUGCGGGAAGGCCCCGCCGCCUCCGCGCCUCCCGGUCCAGAGUGGGUCCAGCAGGAGCUCAGCCGCACCGCGCCCUGGACCCCGGCGGUCACCGAGCGCUGGUUUCCCUGCUCCAACCUGAGUGGCGCCAGUUCCAGCUUGACGGAGUCGUUUUGCUUACUGCAGGCCGCGCCGUCUAGCAAGGAGGAGCCCUCCCAGACGGAGAGUGAGCUCACACGGCGCCUGUCGGAGCUCUACCUGCGGAAGGCUCGCGAGGAGUCGGCGGCGCCGGGCCGGGAGGACCGCAGGAGGAAACGGGGUGGCCCUCGCACCCCAGUGAGGCAGAAGAUGAAGACCAUGUGCCGUUCCCUAAAGAUGCUGAAUGUGGCCAGGCUGAAUGUCAAGGCUCAGAAGUUGCAUCCGGACGCCAGUCCAGAAGCCGCUGGGGAGAAGGGGUCCCAGAAGACAGCCGGCGGGAGAGUGGCGGCUAAACCAGAGAGCAGGGCAAGAGCACGGAGCUCCAGAGUGAAAGAUUUUAAAACUGAAGAGGAGCUGCAGUCUUACCUGCAUGAAAAUUACCAAAAGACUGUGGCUACAGGAGGAGCCAUGUUGCAUUCGUGUGCUCAGAACAUGAUCUCAACUGUGAAGGCUUUCCUGAAGGCCAGAGGCAGCCGGGACUUAGAGAUGGACUGCCGGGACCGGGUGAAAAGCACCCUCUUAAAAGCCAGCAAAAGUCUCAGACAGAAUAUAGGGAAGAGCCUGGGUAAAGAAGACAGAGUCAGAGAGUGCCAGCUUCAGGUGCUCCUGCGUCUGGAGCUGUGUCGCCAGUGCCCGUCGGUGCCCGACCGCGUGGACGCCGUGGAGCAGGUGGUGGACGAGGUGACAGACUUGCUGCGCACGGUGUGUUUAACUGAGGAUUCGGCGUACCUGGCCAAGUUUCUGGAAGAAAUUCUGAGCUUGUACGCCGCCUGCAUCCCCGAGACGCUCGGCAGACUCUGCGACAGCCUGGGCUUCGUCGUCCCUCAGAAGCUGGCCGACGUCCUUCCGACAGGCUUCCUCAGCGACGACUCCACGACGCAGGACAGCCAGUCGCCGCUUCUUUCUGUGCCUCUUCCGUCAGGUGCUCCCAGGUCAGCGUCGGGCGGCAACGAAUCCCACCAGCUGGAGGAGCUUCGCACGCGGUCGGCGAAGAAGAGGAGGAAAAAUGCAUUACGAAGACAUAAAAGCGUGGCGGAGGUCUCACAGAAUCGUCGUCAAAUUGAAAUUCCCAAAAUGUCCAAGAGAGCCGCCAAAAACGAGAACUCUCGCCCCAGUCUGCAGCAGCCCUCACUCCCUCCGAAGGACACGGUACAAGAAGUGACCAAAGUUCGAAGAAAUCUCUUCAACCAGGAAUUUUCCCCGUCAAAGAGACCGGCAAAGCACGGGCUGCCCCGCAGCCACUCCGUGUCCGUAGUGGAAGGCCUGGCACGGGAGCUUGACCAGGCCGAGAGGGCCACAGGUCACCGCAGACUGCUGACGAGGACCGUGGCUGAGACUCCGGAGCACAAGCAGGUGUCCAGGAGGCUGCUGCACAGACAGGUCAAGGGCAGAUCCUCUGAUCCCGGUCCUGACGUUGGUGUCGUGGAGGAGUCCCCGGAAAGAGAAAUAAGUCUGAGAAGAAGCCCUCGCAUCAAGCAGCUGUCACUCAGCAGGACAAGUUCUGGUUCCUUUUACUCCGUGUCUCCGCCGAAGUCUCGAAGUGUGCAAAGAACUCACUCGCUUCAGCAGAACAAGCCAGACCAAAGAGAACAUUCUACUACCCCAAGUGUUCGGUCUCCAAAGAAGCUUCUUUUUGGGGCAGUGUCUCCAAUGCUCAGCCCCUCAGAGAAGGGCUCCGCUCGAACUCAAAGGCCUUGGGGAAAGAAGCUGGCUGCUGAGCUGCCUGCAGACCCUCAGACCCCCAGGAAGAGUGCCCAGAAGUCUAGCUCUCCUGCAGCUGCCGCCAGAAGGCUCCCUGGUACCCCGCAGACCCCACCACUGCACACCCCUGAAAGGCAACCGAAGCCCCCUGCACCCCGGACCCCUGCCCGACAGGUGCUCUUGCGGUCCUUUCAGGAUUCCUCCGUGCAGGGUUGCGAUCUACCUUCUCCUCCUAAACUGCCUGCACGGAAAGGACGCCCCCUGCUGGAAAGAGGGGUCUCUCCCCUCGGAAGGAUUCCCAGAACUCCCACAAGGCCACACGGCCGGCCCCUUGGGUUUUUGCAGGAUCCUGCCCGGUCACCUGUCGUGAACUCCAGUCCUGGAAGCCCCUCUGGGCUGGCUGCCGCCUCAGUGCUGUCCACUGGCCAGGGAAGUCCUGGGGGUCUGACUUUCGGCAGGGUCUCUCUCAAGUCGCCCCCCGGAGAGGCACCGACAGGGGUGCAAAGGGACACAGCCCUCAUGGGCACACCUCCCAACCAGAAACGCCAGUAUCCCCGCGGCCUCAGAGCCUCUCAGGGAAAGGAGCCAGCACAGAAACAGCAGGUCGAAGCUGGCAGAACCCCAGAGAGGCCUGGGGACCCGCCCAUGACGCCUUUCCCACCUGCUUCUCCAGAGGAGCCUUUGCCCUCUCCCGUCUGUGAUGCCUCCCGGAGCCCACUCAGGACACCUCCGGCAGAAUCUCCUCCCCCUGCACAGCUGGACUGGAAAGCGCUCUGGGAUCCAGGCAGCCGGGCCCCGCCUCUCUCCCAUCCUUCAACUGGCCCCAAAACCUCGCAGAGCGCUAACCCGGACGUCACACCCGGUCAGCCCCCCUCUCACAUCAGGACAAGGGACAGCGGGACCUCCGAUCCGGAGGGCCACUUCCCAGAGGGUGAGCCCAGGACCUCGGCUCCUCCUGCAGCUGAUGCCAUGGACAGCCCGGCUGUCUUCACCGACACUAAGAAGCACCCAAAGGACGUGGAUCCCUCCUCUCCUAGGCCUCCCCAAAAGCACCGUGACCCUGCGCUUGGCUUCAGCAGUGACUGGCAUCGUUCUUCCCCUUGGCUCAUCGCAGGGGACACAGAGCACCUCCUUCUCCUGGAUGGAGCCGAGGGCCGUGGUGCCCGGGGCCAGAGCAGCAGCGCUUCUCCCUCGGGUGAAGGUACGGGGUUGAGGACAGUAGUUGCCGAUGAGGGGCCUUCUCUGUGUCCCCUCGGGGAUCCCCCAUCUCCCCGCUCUGGGCCCAGCUCCCCGCCGACACCAUCCUGCACCCUGCACUGUCCUGAGCACAGAGGGCCACGCCGGGCAACCACUCCCACCCAGCUUUCAGGAGCCCCCACCAAGGUGCAGACCUAUGAGGUGGAGCUGGAGAUGCAGGCUUCCGGGGUGCCCAAGGUCCGAAUUAAAAAGAGAGACGCCAGCCCUCAGUCAGUAGUCGAGCCCCCAAGGCGGGCCCAGAGUGUGCCCCCUGGUCUUGGCAUGCCCAGGGCCAGCAAGCCCUCCUGCAAACCCGAGAUCACCUAUAUGUCACCCCCCUGCCCCCACCCCUCACACAGCAGCCCCAGCAACAGUUGGGGACAAACCUACAUCUGCCAGUCCUGCACCCCCAGCACCCCCAGCCCGUUUCAAACAGACGUUGGGGUCCCUUGGACACCGUCUCCCAAGCACGGUGGGAAGACAACUCCUGACAGCAUCAAGGACUGGCCCCGCAGGAAGCGGGCGGUGCUCUGCAGCCUGGGCACUGCCACGGGGAGGGGCGACGCCGGCACAGGACUCCCUGCGGAGGGCAAGGAGCCGGGCCUCCAGCUCAGCGUCAGCAGGUCCCCUGUGCUGGGGGAUUUUGAGCUCGAGGGGGUGUAUCACCUGCCAGACCAGUCACCUCCCGGAGACAGCGAGUCAAAGGCCGAAGAAGCCUUCUCCUGGGGACAGUUUGGGUUGGGACCCAGGAAGAGACUACUUUCUGCUGAGGAAGCCGAGUGUGAUGCCAAGAAGGUCUGUGACAGGCCGAGAAGAGACUGGGAAGUUGGUCAGAGCGAGGAGAGGUCCCCAAAGAUGGGGGUGCGGCAGCUCCCUGCCACGGGGGUCGGCGAGGGACCAGUCUCUGGUUCCCCCUCACCGCCCGGCUGCGCCCCGCGCAGCUGCCUGUCUGCCAGCGGGCUCCAGGCACUGACCCAGUCCCCUCUGCUGUUCCCAGGGAAGACGGGCUCCUUGCAGCACAGAGACGCCCCAGACGAGGACACGGACUUGUUUCCCCCAGCGGCCGAGGACUCGCCUUUCAGCGGAGCCUUUUCCAGGCGACGCCCCAUCAGCAGAACCUACUCUCGGAAGAAGCUGAUCAGCUAGUGAGGACGGACAGACCAGGGGACUGACAGCCGCAGACAGUGUGGGGCUGGCCCAGGCGCUCCUGCUUCCCCGCUGCAGAAGCGCUCCGGGAGCGCUG